AUAAUGUAUUUGAUAUAAUAUUAUAGUCGUCUACUCGUUUAUGGGAUCGUCGACGUCGGUUAUCACGGACGGAAGUUGUCGCGAAUAGUAAAAAAUAAAACGAUCCAAUCGUUAGUUGUCAUUGUCUAUUUGUCUCGAAAUUACCGUAAUAAAUAUCUUAACGCUUUUCGGUCUCGUCGCCAUCGCCGCCGUCUGACGGACACCAGUGCACCACACGGGUGACCGAUUUGGAACAGACGACCGCGACUUUGUCGUUGGGCGACGUGACGUCUGCUACCCGGGGACAUUUUUAUUUCGGUAGUUCUCCGUUCGCGUUUGACGGCCGCCGUUCGUUUCCUUUUUUUCUCUUUGGAAAUCGAUCGAUCCGUUUCUGAUAAAUGACGUGUUCGGAUUGACGUAAAAAUGGGACAAAAAGUGAGCAGCCUGGGCGACGUGUUCCCUUGGAAGAAUUCCGACUCGUCAAAAAACAAUGAUGGGUUGACGGCAGGUGCUAGAAACGGCUCGCACUCGUCUAUCCUACCCGCAGCCUCCGUUCCCGUCUGUGCGGUGCACGGCGUACCAGUCACAGGAGAUCAACAAAAUUUGGAAAACAUAUACGUGUCCAACAAUGACGCUCCGUCCUCGUCUAGUAGUGAUCAGAACGUGAACGAUGGCGAAACAUUAGCAACGGUUUCCGAUGUAGAGACGGUGACAUCCAAGAAUACUCAGCCGUCAUCAUCAAAAAGCACAGCUGGCUCCAAGAAACUCAACCACUGGGUGUUGCGUUUCAACUGCUCUCGUCCAAAGGCAAAGAAUGUAAAGUACUACAAUCCUCCUGAGUUUUUACCCAAGCCAAACGAAGCCAAGUGCGAUACAUGCGUGUGCACAAGUUAUAAUCGUACGGAAGAAAAUCAUCAUAUGGAUACUGGUGAGGUAUCUGAUCCUUCUCCUUCACCACUCAAAGAUGAUUUGGACGAGAUUGAUUUAGACGAUAUUGAUUUGGACGAGGCAGAGAAGAGCUUGCGAGACUUUGGAAGUGCUUUUAAUGCUUUUAAUGCAUUUGAAAAUCGCAGUGAAUUGGUAUUGCCUUCAUUCGAUGACGGAUUUAUAGAUCUAGCAGAACUGACUAGACGUGAAUUUUUGAACGAUGACGUUGAGGACAGAGCUUACAAAGAGCGUGCUAAAGAAAUCCAAGAGGGUAUAGAACCACCACCAGGAUUUAGGCCUGGGUUACACAUACAAUUGGUAGAAUUUAGUUUGCCUAAAAUGACUAUAGACAAUUUAACCUCAUUAUUCCAAAGAGCUGCAAUUACAGCUUUAACUGCACCACAUGAUAUGGAUGAUACCCAACGAAUACAUACAUCCAUUGACUAUAUUCACUACUUAGUUCCUGAUCUACUUCAAAUCACAAAUUGCUCAUUUUAUUGGGGCAAAAUGGACAGAUAUGAGGCAGAAAAAUUGCUUGAAAAUAAACCUGAAGGCACCUUUUUACUUAGAGAUUCAGCUCAAGAAGAAUAUUUGUUUUCUGUAAGCUUCAGGAAAUAUGGUCGAUCUUUACAUGCACGAAUUGAACAGUGGAAUCAUCUCUUUAGUUUCGAUUCAAGAGAUCCUGGUGUUUUUGCAUCAUCUACAGUUUGCGGGCUAAUAGAGCAUUACAAAGAUCCUACUUGCUGUAUGUUUUUUGAACCAAUGCUGACUAUACCAUUACAUCGAAAUUUCACAUUUUCUUUGCAACACACAUGCCGUGCAGCAAUUUGCAGUCAAAUUACAUAUGAUGAUGUCAAUCAAUUAAAACUUCCAAAAUUAUUGAAGUCGUACUUAAAAGAGUAUCAUUAUAAGCAACGUGUAAGGGUACGCAUAUUUGAUUCAGAAAAUUAAUCUCUUUUUUUUUUAACUCAUUUAGUUAUAAUUAUAUUUUAUUUCAAUAUCUCUAGUUAUAAAAAUAGUUCU
This is a messenger RNA of Melanaphis sacchari, 1929 nucleotides long. RefSeq names its product suppressor of cytokine signaling 5-like. The coding region runs from base 403 to 1857 and encodes 484 amino acids. Gene Ontology annotation, molecular function: 1-phosphatidylinositol-3-kinase regulator activity. Gene Ontology annotation, biological process: intracellular signal transduction; phosphatidylinositol phosphate biosynthetic process. Lineage: Eukaryota; Metazoa; Arthropoda; Insecta; Hemiptera; Aphididae. Gene Ontology annotation, cellular component: phosphatidylinositol 3-kinase complex. The transcript has a single exon. The record is from RefSeq and is a predicted model, not a curated record.